CGUUGGCAAACUUCUCGAAAUUUUGUACCUCGGCGCCAAUGUUUAAACGCGUGAGAAUAUGCUUCGAAUCUAGGGCUCAUGGCGCCGAAGAAGGACACGCCGGCGCAGCGCGACGAGUGCGUCAACUACGCAAUGGAGGCGCUGUGGGGGAAUUUCGAUCAGUAUCUCAAGGACAAGGUCUACUUCCCUCGCAUAAUCUCUCACGCCGUGGCGAGAACCAUGGCCGGGAUGGUUCAUAUGGUGAGCGUGGGAUUGGUGCCGCGGAUGGAGAGCUGGGACGAUCCAAUCGUCCAAGGUAGGGUACCAGAGGAGUGGAUCGUUCCCCAGGAGCCAGUGUUGCCGCCGCUCGAUACCUGGGCUCGAUGCGUUCUCCCCGUCAAGCAGCGGCCAGAGGAGGUGUCGCCACCGCCAGCGCCGCCGAUCCAAGAGGAGCAGCCACCGCUGGAGCAGCCGCCCAGCCCAGCGAAGCCGGCGGCGAUCAAGGCGGUGGAAUCCAAGCCGGACAAGCCCAGGAGAGCGACGAUCACUGUCGCGCCGGGGCAACCGCUCGUCCCGCAGGGGGGAUCGCCUAAGCUCUACGAUCGAAAGGGGUCGCCGGUGAGGAGAUUUAGCGAAGGGACCGUGCUGCCACCAGAGAUGAUCCAGAAGAUCUCUCCGCCGCGGCCGCCAGAGGACACUGCGUCGAUCGACUCGUCGUCCGGGGGGGCGAGGAGCUCCAUGGCCAGGGGCUCCGUGAGGAAGAGCGAGCAAAGAAAAUCUCUCGUCCCUCCGUCUCAGCGAUCCAACAAGCUCGCUGGAGAUGCGGCGCCCAAAGCCGGAGGCUCCUCCAGGACCACUCGCAGAGCUUCCAUAAAAUAAGUUCUUCCCAGAUCCAAAGCUCGCACAGAUUUCUCGUCUACGCAAAGUCAAAGUUUCAAAAUGACAAACCUAUUUGACAUGCUGGCCAGGCAUUGACAAAGCGGUCAACGCUCUUCCAAACUAUCGACAGGCAUUGACAAAAUGGUCAACGCUCUACUAUAAACGAUUUGACCUCCCAAGUUAAUUGACCUAUUGACCAUCGUUGACAAA
Selaginella moellendorffii is the source of this 1068-nucleotide messenger RNA. RefSeq names its product WAS/WASL-interacting protein family member 3-like. Bases 79 to 858 code for a protein of 259 amino acids. The record is from RefSeq and is a predicted model, not a curated record. The transcript has 3 exons. Lineage: Eukaryota; Viridiplantae; Streptophyta; Lycopodiopsida; Selaginellales; Selaginellaceae.